Fusarium fujikuroi IMI 58289 is the source of this 3036-nucleotide messenger RNA. RefSeq names its product related to SAP190-Sit4p-associated protein. Lineage: Eukaryota; Fungi; Ascomycota; Sordariomycetes; Hypocreales; Nectriaceae. Bases 1 to 3036 code for a protein of 1011 amino acids. The transcript is spliced from 3 exons. The record is from RefSeq and is a predicted model, not a curated record. Gene Ontology annotation, cellular component: cytosol; nucleus. Gene Ontology annotation, molecular function: protein phosphatase binding; protein phosphatase regulator activity.
AUGUUUUGGAGAUUCGGCGGUUACGCCAACAUCUCCACCAUCGACACAAUCCUCGAUAAGCCAGACUUUACCCUCGAGGAGCUACUCGAAGAGACAGACUUGAUCCAGGAGCUCAAGCAGCACAACUCAAAGCUCAUCGAAUACCUCCGAAGCGACAAGGUUCUCGAUAACCUGCUCGAAUAUGUAGUCGCUCCAAAGCUCGAGACCGUCGAGUCUCCCGACGAGUCCACCGACCAAGAGGCCAAGGCCAAGAACCGCUUCCUCUCUCUCUCGCGACCGCGCGCAUCAUCCCGCGCCACCGACCCGGGCGACGAUGAGGAGGAGCAGGAGAAGAAGCGCAAUCGCUACGCUUUUGUAGCUUGCGAGAUUCUUAGCUCCGAUACUUGGUCCAUCUACGAGGCUUUGGCUGAGAACAGACAAUUGAUUCGCGAUUUUUGGAACUUCUUGUCCCGCCCUGCCCCGCUCGAUCCCCUCCAGGCGAGCUACUUCACAAAAGUCAAUGAGUCUCUGUUCGAGAAGAAGACCGAGGACAUGAUGGAAUUAUUGACGACUCUUCCCGACGCUGUCCCUAAUUUGCUCAAGCAUGUUGAGUGUCCUAUGGUCAUGGACCUACUGCUCAAAAUCAUUGCCCUGGACCGUAAUGAGGGUGGCCAGGGUGUGGUCGAGUGGUUGUACUCUAAGGACAUCAUCCCGAGCCUCCUCUCAUGCCUCAGCCCCGAGAACAACUGGGUUGUGCAAACCGCCGCAGGCGACUUCAUCAAGGCCAUCAUCACCAUCUCUGCCAACGCCUCACAGAAUGAGCAACAAUGCAUCGGCCCUAACGAGCUCACCCGUCAGCUUGUUUCCAAGCCAUGCAUCGAGCAGCUUAUUGGGUACAUGCUUGGCGGUGGCAACCCUUUGACUGUUGGCGUUGGUAUCAUUAUUGAAGUAAUUCGAAAGAACAACUCCGAUUAUGAUCCCGAUAUGGGCACAGAGGCGAGCGCUGCGCCUUCCAGCCGCGAUCCCAUCUACCUGGGCACCCUUCUUCGCAUGUUCGCUGAGAAUGUCCCCAAGUUCAUGAACCUGAUUAUGGAUGUUCCCUCCAAGAAGGAGAAGAUCGACUCGACCUUUGGCGUCAAGCUCGAGCCCCUUGGCUUUGACCGGUUUAAGACAUGCGAGCUCAUGGCCGAGUUGUUACACUGCAGUAACAUGGGUUUGUUGAAUGAGCCGGGUUCCGAGGAGCUGACAGCUCAGCGUGAUAUCGAGCGACAACGUCUUCGUACCGAGGGCAAGUUGGCGCCGCUCAAGGAGGAGGACCACUCCACUGACGACUUGACCAUGCGAAGCGCUGCACCUGAAGAGAAGAGACGUCUCGAGGUCACUAACGCUGACGACGAUGGUUUUGAGGAGGUUGAGCCUAGCAAGGAGAUGAGUGAGGAUACCUCUCAUGAGUUUGUUAAGGCUGAAGACGACAUUCCUGGCGCUUCAACAACAUCGCUCAGCAAGGAUGAGGAUGACUUUGUAGAUGAGCCGCUCAGUCCUCCUCAAAUGGGUGCCAAGGGUGAUGAGACACGUUUCGAUGAUCCAGAUUUGAUGGUUGCGCCUUUGUCGCCCACAAAGACCAAGACCGCUGAGCCCGCAUCUACAGAGUCUGCUAAGGGUGAUUCAACAGAGAAGCCCGAAGCUAAGGAGCCCAGCAGCGAAAAGAAUGAAGAGACCAAGCCCAAGACGACGCUAGAGGAUGCUGUAAAGGAUGAUACCUCUGACUCUUCAGCUAUCCUAACUCCUGCUCCAUCCGAGCCAGAGUCCAAGGCUGAGUCUACGGAUGCCUCCAUCAAGGUUGAGGAGCAGCCUCGAGGUAUCUCUCCCCAGCCGGACGAUAUGCCUGCACCUCUUUUCUCCGCUCCUCCUCCACCGGAAUCUGGAGCUGAUCGCCCACCACAAGCGGCUGAAAAGGCAGCUGGUGAUGCUCAAGCUGUGACAGCUGAGACCUCUACCACGGAGACAAAGACCAAGGAGGACAAGCCUAAGGAGGAGCAGCCUACCAGCCAGGCUACCGAGGAGCCCGUUGUUGGAGAUUUCCUGAAGCUUCAAUUCGUUGAACACCGUGUUGUUCCAACCAUUCUUAACUUCUUCUUUGCAUACCCCUGGAACAACUUUCUGCAUAACGUUGUGUACGAUAUCGUUCAGCAAGUUUUCAACGGUCCGAUGGACCGCAGCUACAACCCCACAUUGGCCGUUUCACUGUUCGAAGCUGCCGACAUCACAAGUGCCAUCAUCAACGGCCAAAAGGCCAGCGACGAGUCCCAGGCCAAGACCAAGACCCGCAUGGGAUACAUGGGUCAUCUUACCCUCAUUGCUGAGGAGGUUGUCAAGUUCACCGAGCGCCACCCUCCGGAGCUCCUCUCGGAGACUGUUCUUGACCGAGUCAUGAGCCAGGAAUGGAUCAGCUACGUUGAGGGAUCACUUGCCGAGACACGCGAGCGAGAUAAUGCCAUCCUUGGAGGUGUCCGACCAGAGGUAGCUAUGGGUAACCGGUCAAUGGGUGGCAGUGGACUUGGCGGUGUCGGCCUUUCUGGCUUGAGCGGAGGCUCUGGUGCUGGUGGUUCCAGUGCACUUGCGGAAGCUGGCCUUAAUGGGGGAAUAGAGCUCAGCCAGGACAGCGGAAAUGGCAUCGGCCCUUUCACUAUCAGUGGGGCCACAUUAAUGUCCGGCUUUGGCAGCAGCAGCGACGAGGAGGAUGAGGAUGGGGACGAAAACGAGGAGGAUGUCAAUUCCGAGGUGAGUGGUGUUUCCGCUGAAGCUGAAGACGAUGGUUCGGAUCACGGCAUCCCUGGAUCCCCUGGCAUAGCAGAAACACUGGAGGAUGUGAUCAUGCGGUCUCCUGAGACCUUUGCAUCGCAAUUUCCUGACUUGGAUUAUCCGGAGGAUGUUACAAGGGGGUCCCCUAUGGACUUGGACGAAAUUGUAGCACACCGUCAGCGCUCAUCUCAAGAUGAAGAGCAACAGCAUGCUGAGCAGGUUGAGGAUGUCUCAAAACCAGAAGGCAACCCUUAG